This is a messenger RNA of Closterium sp. Naga37s-1, 2493 nucleotides long. NCBI's taxonomy places the organism in Eukaryota, Viridiplantae, Streptophyta, Zygnematophyceae, Desmidiales, Closteriaceae. The record is from the annotation of a GenBank genome assembly.
AUGGAAGAAGAUCGAAGAAAGACUAACGGCUCUGGAGGGCUCCAAGCCGAGUCGACCAAAAAGGAGGGUCGCGCGAUCAAGCGAGAACGAAGCGAAGACUCUCUGGCGGCAGAAGAGGCGCCUCCAGUAAUAGUUACUUCAUUGACUCCACCCACAGCGGCAGGCGACGCAAUCAACGAGUCGUCCGAUGUGAAGUCGCCGAAAGCGGCGGCGGGAAAGACGGCGGGAUCGUCGAGCGCGGCGCGGCCGUGCAAGCGGUCGAAGCUGAUCCUGUUUGAGCACCGGCUGCCGCGCGACGGGCACGUGUGGCUCAAGUACGGCCAGAAGGAACUAUCAGGCGGCACGCACACCAGGCACUACUUCCGCUGUGCGCACCGCGUGGGCGACGAGCAGUGCGAUGCGAAGCGCGUGGUGGACUUCAACAAGAUUUCGCCCGCGAGCGACCUCGCCAUCUCGUACAGCGGCCGGCACCUGCACGCGCCGCCCGCCACCAUCACGAUGGGCAUGCACCCCGCCGCGCUCCCCUCGCCCCACCCCGCUGCUGAUGCGUCGCCUGUUGGCGGCAGCAGCGGGUGGGCAGGCGCGUCGCUGGGCGGCGAGCAGCGGCGUUCCGCGGAGCGGGACUGUGUAGCGGAGAGUGGCGGAUGGGCGGAGGAGGCGGGCGUCCCCCAGGCGAUGGGCUCUGCUGCGGAAGUGUCGGGGGGCGUAGCAGCAGCAGGUGCGACUGCUGCCAGUGCUGGGUGGAGGGGUCCUUCGGAUCAGGCCACCGCCACUGCUGCUGGGCUAGCGGCUCAGUGGCACGAAAGGCAGCAGGAGGAGAAGAUGAGGGGGGCGGCGGCGGGGUCAGCUGCAGCUGCAGCAGGAAGAGGGGGCGGAGGAGGAAGCGGUGACUUUAUGGGGCCGCAGCAGGGUGCGGAUCGGUUGGGGGCGAGUGGAGCGCAGCAGCCCAUGCUCGUGCUUGCUCCCGCCCCCCAUCCGCCGUCCGCGUCCGCCUCUGCGUCCCCCCCGCCCCCCAGCAGCAGCGCUGGGUGGCAGCACCCCGCCUCGGAUUCCGCCCCCGUCACCCCUCAGGGCCCCGCUGCGUGCGGCUUGCCAUGGGCCGCGGACGAGGCGUGCGCGGGACGCGUGGGUGCGGCGGAACGCGCUCCUGCUGUUGUUGAGGCGCGGUGCAGCGAGUGCACGUGCGGCACUGAGCGGGUGAAUGCGCAAUUGAUGCAACAGCAGCAGCCCCCCCACUGGGCGCACGAGCAGCAGUAUGAACAGAAACAACAGCACCAGCAGCAGCAUCAGCAGCAGCAAUGGCAGCAACAGCAGCAGCAACAGCAGCAGCAGCAGCAGCAAUGGCAGCAACAGCAGCAGCAACAGCAGCAGCAGCAGCAAUGGCAGCAACAGCAGCUUCAGUUUCAGUACCCGGUGCAACACGACCAACCACAGCAGCAGCAGCAGGAGCAGCAGCAGGUGCAGAUGGCAGGCGCAGCAGCCGAGUGGUCGCAGGGCCAGCAGCAACAGUACAGCAGCGACCACCUUCAAGUGCACCUGAACCAGCCAACUCAGCCCGCCGCGCUGGGCGCAGAAGUGCACGCAGCCGUGAGCGCUGUAGCGUCAGCCCCGCCUGCAGUGGCCCGUCUGAGGCGCGCGGAUGCACGGCUGUCCGCGGACGACCUGCAUUCCAUGGCCGCGCAUGCCGCCCACUGGGACCCCCGUCCGCCCGUGGCACAGCCUGUGCAUGACGCAGUACCCCUGGAGUUGCCGCUUUCUGCUCCCGCUGCCCUCACCUCCCCCCUCGCAGGCCCCUCGGACCCUCUCCCCUUCACAACACUCGCCUUCUCUCAACCGACCGUUGCUCCCGUGCACUUCACGCCCUCCUCCCCCCCGCCCCCUCCGCUCCCCCCGCUCCCCCCGCUUCCCCCCCACUCCUCCCUCCCGCCUCUCACGGGCGGAGACGCCCCCACCGACCCAGCCGCCAUGCCUGAUUGGCUGCGGCGCCUGCAGCGCUGCCGCAGCAGCGUGGCGUGGCAGCUUUCGCAGGGGGAGGGGGAGGGGGAGGGAGAGGGGCAGGGGCUGGCGCAGGGGGAGGGGGAGGGCGGGCCGAGGCGGAUCCUGAUCUCGGAGAACAGCUUUGGCGCGCUGGUGGUGACCAAUGUGCUCACAGGGAGUGCAGGCGCGGGGGUGUGCGCGGGCAGCGGGAAGGAGGGCGCAGGUGAGAGUGGCGGAGCUGUGGUGGGAGGGGUGGCAGGCGGGAAUGCAGCUGUGAUGGCGGGGGGGGUUGGGGCAGAGAUGGGAGGAGGGUGGGCGGGAGAGACAGUGGGGGAGAGUCAGGUGGGGGCAGGGGCGGCGAGGCAGGAGGAGCAGCAGGGGGAGAAGCAGGAGCAGGUGGUGUGGGGGGGGGAGGGUGGCGGGGUGGGGCGGGGGAGGGAGGCGUCGUUUGAUGCAGAACAGCUCUUCUCCCUGCUGCACAGCCUGCCCGCUCUCGACUGCCCCAUGCCUGAGUGA